Nicotiana attenuata is the source of this 561-nucleotide messenger RNA. RefSeq lists its product as uncharacterized. The transcript has 2 exons. The record is from RefSeq and is a predicted model, not a curated record. Lineage: Eukaryota; Viridiplantae; Streptophyta; Magnoliopsida; Solanales; Solanaceae. Bases 1 to 561 code for a protein of 186 amino acids.
AUGUCAGAGAUUGAAGAGAUCGACACGCGUGUUAAAGCAUAUCUAUACGAUAUUGGCUAUCACAGAUGGUCUCGGGUAUAUGCUAUAGUGAACAGAACGUGGCCGAUGACAUCAAACAUUGCAGAGUCAUUGAAUGAGGUAACAAAAGAUGCAAGAGAGCUGCCCGUAGUAGAACUAUUAGAGUACAUGAGGACUCUUCUUGAAAGUUGGACUAAUGAAAAGUUAUCAAAAGCAAAGGGUACAUUCACAUACCAUGAGAAAAAAUACAACAAAGAGUUGGAGGAUAACAGGACAUUAUCGCAGAAGAUGAGACUUGAUGAAAUUCCUUGUGAGCAUGCUUUGGCGGCUUUGAGGCACAGGAAUGAGUCUUAUGAAAACUAUUAUUCUCCUUAUUACACGAGGGAGAGCCGUUUGCAUACUUAUGAAAUACCAGUAGACCCGCUGCCUGACGAAAGUAAAUGGAAUGUGCCACAACAUAUAGCUGAAGAAGUUGUAAAGCCACCUACUGGGAAAAGACAGCCAGGGAGACCUCAAAAACAAAGAUACAAACCAUAUGAUUAA